Podarcis raffonei (Aeolian wall lizard) is the source of this 8111-nucleotide messenger RNA. It is a transcript of the gene FYCO1, whose product is annotated as FYVE and coiled-coil domain autophagy adaptor 1. NCBI's taxonomy places the organism in Eukaryota, Metazoa, Chordata, Lepidosauria, Squamata, Lacertidae. Gene Ontology annotation, biological process: plus-end-directed vesicle transport along microtubule; positive regulation of autophagosome maturation. The coding region runs from base 201 to 4838 and encodes 1545 amino acids. Gene Ontology annotation, molecular function: metal ion binding. The record is from RefSeq and is a predicted model, not a curated record. The transcript has 18 exons. Gene Ontology annotation, cellular component: late endosome; lysosome; autophagosome.
CGUUCACUUCUAUGCAGUGGCUCAAUUUAGAUUUCCUCUGAAUGAACAGAGAAGGAAGAAAAUUGUUCCACUGAUAAGAAAAAAUAAAGAUGCUGUGAAGACAACUAAUAGCUGCUAACCAAAUGCCCACCAACCAUACAAAUUUUGCCCUCUUUGCAUAGCUGGCUGAGGAUUCGCGUAGUGCACCUUUGCUUUCAGCAAUGGCCAGAAGUGGUGAAGAAAGUCAGCUGCAGAGGAUUAUUCGGGAUUUGCAGGAUGCUGUUACAGAACUGAACAAAGAAUUUACAGAAGGAGGAGAACCAAUCACAGAUGACUCUAUCAGUUUGCACAAAUUUUCCUACAAGUUAGAAUACCUUUUGCAAUUUGACCAGAAAGAAAAGUCCAGCUUACUGGGCAAUCGGAAAGACUACUGGGAUUAUUUCUGCGACUGUCUGGCAAAGGUUAAAGGAGCCAAUGAUGGAAUACGCUUUGUGAAAUCUAUUUCAGAACUGAGAACAUCCCUUGGUAAGGGCAGGGCAUUUCUCCGUUACUCCUUAGUACACCAAAGGCUUGCAGACACUUUGCAGCAGUGUUUUAUGAAUACCAAAGUAACAAGUGACUGGUACUAUGCAAGAAGUCCCUUCCUGAAUUCAAAAAUGAGCUCUGAUAUUGUCGGUCACCUCUACGAACUCACAGAGGUUCAGUUUGAUCUGGUGUCUAGAGGCUAUGACUUAGACUCGGCAUGGCCCUCGUUUGCCAGGAGAACAUUGCCUUCAUUUGGCUCCUCAGCUUACCAGUGGAGGCCUCCAAGCCGCACUUCAAGCAUGAGUAGUUUGGUGAGCAGCUAUUUGCAGACCCAAGAGAUUCCCUCCAGCCCCAAUGGGAAUAGCUUUUUAACUGCUGAGCCUCUUGAGGGCCUUGAUGAGCUACACGUGGAGCUGGACCAGGCAGAACUGCGGCAGAAAGAACUGCAGGAUCGGAUCCAGCAUCUAGAAAAGGAAAACCAGGAGCUCCAGGCGGCCAUCAGCUUUGAGAAGCAGCAAGCGCAAACAGAAAGAGAGAAGAGCAGGAAUAUCAGCGAGGAGAACUCCAGGCUAACGAAAAUGCUGGGGGAGGUGGAGAAACAGCGUGAGAUCUCCCACUGCACUCAGGACACCAUUCAGGACCUGCAGAAGUGCCUGCAGACAUUAGAACUGAAUGCAGUUGAGAAGCAAAAAGAAUACUGUGCAAGGCUGGAGGAACUGGAGUCUGGGAAAAAGGAUUCUGACUCAAAGCUUCUUCUCUCGAACCAAGAGCUGGAAGCUGCAAGGGCUUUGGUGUCCACGAAGGAUGUCCACAUCAGUGAGCUUCUGGCCAAAUUGCAGUCAGGAGAGCAGAAGAAUGAAGAGCUUGUUGCCAAAGCCAAUGCUCUAAUGAAUGAAAAGGCACAACAAGCCACCAGUCAGUUUGAGUCUGCACUGAAGAUUGAGGAUUUGCUGAAGAAGCUUAAUGAAGCGGAAGAGGCAAAGGCCAAUGCUGAGGAGUUAAAUAAUAAACACCUUUCUCUGCUUAAGAUCGCAGAAGAGCAACUCCAGUUAAAGGAGGAGGCACAGAAAGAGUUUGAAUCGAAACUGACAAACCUCACUGUCAACUGCAAGGAAGAAUCUGAAAAACUUUGUGGUGAUCUGGAAACUAUGGCAACUAAAAUGGCAGACCUUCAGAAGGCAUUAACAGCAAAGGGCAAUGAGGUGGCUGAUCUUCAACUCCAGUUGAAAGGUUUGUUGGAUUCCAUAAAAUCCUUGGAAAAAAGCCUUGAAGAGGAAAAGAAAGAGAAGACAAAACUUGAGGGUUUGGUCACUCUUACAAAAACAACAAUGGAAGAAAAAGUAAAGAACACGAUGGAGCAACUUGGGCUUAGGGAAAUUCAGCUUUCAAAACUAAGUCAAACAGUGAAGAGCUUAGAAGAGCAAAAGAGAGAACUUAUUUCUGAAAGAGAGCAUCUCAGAGAAACAAUAGAAAGAAUGGAGGAACAGGCCACAGAACAAAGCUCCUCACUGAGAAUGAUCUCUGAAGGAAACGAGAAGCUCAAGUCUCAGAAUGCAAAGCUGCAGCAAACCAAUCAGAAGCUAGAAGCGAAGCAAAGAGAGUUGGAUGCUUCUCAAUCUUCUCUGGAGGCUGAGGUUGCCAGACUGAGAGCCUCCGAGAAACAGCUCCAAAGCCAGAUUGAAGAUUCUGUGGUGUCCGUGGAUGAAAAGGAGAAGAAACUCCGGGGACAGAACAAGCUGCUGGAUGAAAACCUGCAGAAUGCCACAAGGCAAAACCAAGUUCUGGGAGAAAAGCUGGGUGCCCUGCAGGCUGAUUACCAAGAACUGAAAAAAAGUGAAGAAGCUGCUAAAGAAUCCUUAGCUGUGCUGCAGACAGAGCUCCAGAACACCAAAGAGCAUGGCCUGCAGGUGGAAAAGAGCCUGUCCUCCUCAAGGGAAUAUGAAGGAUCUCUGAAGUUGCAGCUCAAAGAGAAAGAGGAAGCAUUACAAGACUUGGAGAGCCAGUGCAAGGAGCUACAAGGACAGUCGGAGAGGUGCAGGGAAAAGAUGGAAGCCCUGGAGGCAGAAAAGGCAAAAGCAGAAAAAACCUGCCUCCAUCAGACAAAGGUGAUUGAGUCCCUUGUUUCUGAGAAGGCUUCUGUGGAGAAUGCCCAGUUGGAACAGGCAUCUUGUCAGGAGAGAGAAGCCAAAGAACUGGCUUCAAGACUGGCCCUUUCGGAGGAACAGUUGCGUCUCAACCAGGCAGAGGUGUUGAGACUUCAGGAGGAAAUGGUGGACCUUCAAGCCAAGCUUCGACAGGCAGCAGCAGAGCAGCAGAAGCUGCAGGAAGAGUUGGAUGUUGGAAGGGCUGUUCUGAGCGAGCAAAAGACCCUGGCCCAGCAACUGAAAGAGCAAGGCGAAGUCCUCAACAGAAAGCACGUGAAGGAAAUGCUUCAGUGUCGCCAACGAGAGGAAGUGCUGCAAAAGAAGAGGGACCAGGAAGCCCAGCAGAAGGUGGAGCUGGAGGAGAACAUGCUGAGCCUCACAGAGGAGCUGUCCAAGGCCAAGCAGUAUUUGGAAGCAGUUAAUGCAGAAAACGUGGAGAUCAAAGACCUCCUCCACAGGACCAACACAGACAUGGCUGAGCUUGGCAUUCAGAUCUGCAGUCUGACAUCUGAAAAGGCAGAGGCAGAAGAGAAACUGUCCCAGCUCAUGGAGGAACUCAGAACUGCCAAGGAUAAAGCCACCAGAGAACGUGAGGAGCUUCAGCUUGAUCUCUCAAGACUCACUCAGGAGAAACAGGAAUUGGAAAGCAAACUGGAAGAGUCUAGGGUUUGCAACGCAGCUCUCCCUAGCCUGCAAACUCAGCUGGAGAUGGCAGAGAAGCAUCACCAGAAGCUGCAAGAGACCAGCAAAGAGGAGCUGUCUGCAGUCAAGUUUCAACUGAGCACAGAAAUCAUAAACCACCAAACAAAACUUAAGGCUCUCAGUGAAGACUGCGAAAAAUUAAAGCGGGAAGUUGAAGAGCAAAGCCAGGAAGCACAUGUCGCAAAGGAAGCACUCAAAGAACUGCAGGCUGUGAAAAGAGAUCUGUGCAUGGAAUUGGACCUGGCCAUGGAUCAGGUGACAGAGUACAAAGCAGGCCAGCAAAAAAGAGAUGAGGUGGUGACACAGCUUAAAGAAGAGCUAAAAAGGGCUCAAAUGGAAGUCAACAAAGCAAAUGAGCAAAUUCAAGACUACUGCGAGAAACUCAGCAAGACGAGAGCAGACCAAGAAAGCAACGAAAGGAAAUUACUGGCUGAACUCGAUGACCUAACAAGAACAAAGCAGUUCCUUGAAGAACGGUUAAUUGAACUUCUCAGAGACAAGGAUGCCCUUUGGCAGAAGUCGGAUGCUUUGGAAUUCCAGCAGAAACUCACUGCAGCACAAAGAUGGCUUGGUGAUGCGGAAGUAAGCUGUUGCCUAGACUGUAAGAAAGAAUUUGGCUGGAUGAAUCGCCGCCACCAUUGCAGAAUGUGUGGGCGCAUUUUCUGCUACUACUGCUGCAACAACUAUGCCAUGUCAGAGCAUACUGGCAAGAAGGAGCGCUGUUGCCGGGUUUGCUUUAAAAAGGCAAGUGCCAUCUCAGUUGAUUCUGGAUCAAAUGCAAGCCAAGAAGAACCACCAUCAAGCCUGCUAGCCUCACCAUUGUCCCUGGUCCACAGAGUUAUGGUUACAAAUGAAGCCUCUAAACCCACAGAUGAUGCCGUGUUUGAUAUAAUCACCGACGAGGAAGUGGGCCAGAUAAAGGAAGACAACUCGGUUCACAAUGAAAGCCAAACUGAAGAAGAAUCUUUGGACCAUGGUAUAACCGAUCUAAACAGCACCUAUAAUUCCUCAACUUUUGAUGAGACCGAUGACUUGCAAAUGGCCCAGGAUGCAGAGAUAUGCUUGCUGAAGUCAGGAGAACUGAUGCUAAGGCUGCCUCUAACCGUAGAGGAAAUUCUAAAGUUUGGAGAAGCUAACAGAGAACUGUUCAUUAAGUCAAAUACUUACAGCGUUAUUCCCAUCACUGUGGAGGAAAGUGGCCUUACAAUAAGUUGGGUAUUUUCAUCAGACCCCAAAAGCAUAUCGUUCAGCGUGGUGUACCAAGAAUCAGAAGAUGCUCCUCUGGAUCAGUGUAAAGUUCUUAUUCCCAUGAUCCGGUGCAAUUCCCAUAAGGAAACCAUCAGAGGGCAGGUGAAAGUCAGAAAUACUGGUAUCUACAUCCUCAUAUUUGACAACACUUUUUCUAGGUUUAUCUCAAAAAACGUCUUUUACCACUUAUCUGUUCAGCGCCCAGUGAUCUACGAUGGAAGCGAUUUUCCAGAUCCUUGAAUGUAAUAUUUAUAUACUGUAUGUUUUCAAUUUAUAUUUUUAAGAGACACUAUUAUUUAUAUACACACAAGCACUAAAAUCAAAGAUGUGUUGGGAGCCCCCAUAAGAGUCAUGCAAUAAUUCUGAAACCACGAUUACAUGUAAGCGUAGAUAUAAAGGAACGUAACCUUCAAUAGGAACACUAAUGAUUCUGGACUGCAGGUGCUUGUUCAAAAGCCAUUUUGUUUAUUUAAACAACCUAAGCUAUGCAAUGCUGCAUUUGAUGCAAAAUUGUUCAUAAUCCGGAUACGCAUUGUAAAAAGGGCUAAGAAACAGGACAUCUUCUUUUGAUUUAUUCAGGGCCAACCAAGAUGUGAUGUUUCUUAUAUAGUUUGGCUCCCUAUUGCGUUUUCUUUACUCUAACCAAUAGGUAGUGGUGAGAGCAAGGGAGACAGAUCAGGACCAUGGAAUGGGGCAGGGUAAGGUUUAACCCUUUGUUUUCACUGUGGUCCCAAUAAGAAUCUCCACACACACAUAUGUGCCAGCUAUUUUCAUAAUGAGAAGAAAGCUUACGCUGAAAGCAUAUAUAUAUAUAUAACUAUUUUUAUAUGUCGCUGCUUCUGCGUCUCAUUUUUUUAAAAAAAUGCUGCAAAAGGAAUGAAAUUAAAAUUCAAUUCUGCAAAAUCAUAGUAUAUUUUAUCAUGGACAUAUUUACUCCAGUCAACCUUUCUAUGCAGGAAGAAAGUGAUUAGACAGAUUUUGUUGCUGUUUGGUCACAUACUACACAUGGCAGGAAAAUGACUCUAGAUGACGUGCCUAUUUAACUUGUUUGCAGUCUUCAUAAAAGUCUGCUUACAUUAAUCUGUGCCUUAAUGAGGAAAUUCACCUGCUUGAUCUUGGUCCUUUGUGGUAAAGGUCAUUUUGUAACUUCAUUGGUACUUGAAGCCUAAAUGUGUCGUGUGGAAGUGACUUGCAUUGAUUUCAGUGAGAUAAACUAUUUCUCACUGAUGCAUGUAGCAGAAGCCAGCUUUGGAAUUAGUAAAAGGAAACCUUUAUUUUUAAACUGCAGCAUAUGCAGAAGGGGUUUCUUUUCCUAAAUUCAUUUUACCAUUUCAUAAUUUAGUAAAAAUCUAUCCAGUAAUAGUGCAUAAUAUGGCCAUGAAAAUCAUAUCUGCAGAAUAUUUCCUUAAAGCACUUGUUUUUAUAGACACAAUUUUUAGUUUCUAUUUUUUAAGUGAAGAAUAAAAACAAGACUCAACAUGACUACCUCCCAUACUGACAAAACUUUGUGUAAUAUUACCAAGAGGGGGGACAACAAACACUACCUUAGCCUAAUUCUAAAACUAUGAAUGCUUAAAAUCAACAAACACAAAAGUUGCACAAGCGUUUUAUUUUGCCACUGCUGGCCAAAUACACUGAUGAAAAUUAUUAGGACUGGCGUAUAUGACAGCAAUAGAGAGAGGAAUAUGAACCAUAGGGAUACAAGAUGUGUAGUAAUAAUUUCACAUAACUGCAAGAGUAGACGGAAGUAUUGGGGUGAAUGCUUUAAGAUAUGCCACUACAAAUAAAAUUGGUCAGACAUGGAAAUCACUGAAAUAACAGCCAGUUAAUUAUUUCAACUAUUCUUGCAUCAGGAGCAGUUGAAAUAGGAACUGCUGAUACAAAAGACAAAAAAUGCCUGAGUUUGAAUCCUAGAUAAAUCUACUGAAAAAGUAAGUUCUAUUGAUUUAAUGGUGCUUAUUCCCAGGUGAGUAUAGGAUUGCAGUUUACAAAUAUUUUGUGUCUGAAAAUAAGUGAGAAUAACUUGAGACUUUAAAAAUUGCUUUAUUUCAUAGAUAUUUUCAGGGAAACACAAAAUGCUUUCCUUCUAUUUUGGUAAGAAGCAAGCUACUCCCCACCCCAUUUUCCCCCAAAGUAAUUUUUUUGGAAACUUUUUCUGGCAAGAAUUAUCAUAGGAAUGAAGGCAUUCCUGCCAUAGAUAAUCAGUAUUGAAGAAUUUAUUAUUGCCCACAGUAGACAUUAAGAAAUUUGGACACUUCCUUCUGAACACUAUUAAACUGCAGUGCCAAGGUCAAUGUUUCUAUGACAGUAGGGGAACUAUGGAUAUGAAAUGAAAUUUGUGAAAAAACUAAGUAGAGGAGGUACUUUAUUAAGCAAUUAUUUGUAUGAUCUAGAGAAGACCUUCUACGUUACAACAGCCAGGAUAUUUAGGACAGGGUCCUACUUGAGAUUGCCUAACACGUCUGUUAAGCCUAGUAUCUCUUCCCCAUUUUUAAGAAAGUGUGCAAUAUGUGCUGUAGGAAAGACUUAAGCUGUUUUACUCUCUAGAUUCCUUCAAUUAAGAGAGCAACGAAUUAAAAAAAAGGUUUUUGCAUCUGUAAAUGUUUUGGCAUCCUGUCUAGUCCUUUUAAAAAAAAGGAAUGAAUUCAAACCAAGUUACUUGCACUUGCUUCCAACUGAAAUCAGUGGAACUUAAGUCAUUACUAACUUUUCACACUGUUUUCAAUUAGACGUAUGUGCAACUAAUUUAGAUUGAAUCCAACUCAAUGAUUCAUGGUGGGGAAAGGAGAAAGGAGCUAAAUUGUCCGGGGAUGAAAGUUACUAUAGCACAGCUAUAGUAGCUUGGCUCCAUCCAUAUGUUUUAGCAGAGUACAUAUCACAUUGCCAGCUGUUCUCCUACUUCACAUCUUUACUAUCCCCUUAUGUACAGUACAGUAUUUGUUCUGUCAGUUAAGGCUGUGUGAUACAGGAAUAGCGGCUUAGUUAAAUUGUAUGACAACAUUAUGCAAAUACUUGUGCAGAUUUGGGUGGUGGGCUAUAUCAGUGCCACAGAGAAGCAGUGGUUGUGUUCAUUAUACAACUCCCCUCCUCCCAUGUAUAUUGCUGGUAUAGUUACAUACAGAUCUGCGCGAUGCCCGACACGGUUGAGAUGAAAUUGUAGAAGGAAAUGAAGAAGUAGAAGCAAUAUAGUAUAUAUUGUGCAUUUGCCAUUUCAUUAUUGAAUGGUGUUAUUAUUUAAGGGCUAGGGGUGUAUUGUUUUGAAUUGAGAAGCAUUGCGAAUUUAAUGUUAAAAGUUGAAAUGCUGUUUGCCAUGGACUGUGCAAUAUAAAAUGGAUUUUGAACUGAAAUCCCCUUAAUAUUUUAGCUCUGGUUUUCCAUUCUAUUUUGCUGUGGUUUGGGGAUAGAAUGCUUUUUUUAAUGUUCUUUGUAUUUUAAAUUAAUAUGAAAGGGAUACUGUCAAAUGCUAUAUUUCAGAUUUAUGACUUUGAAUAUACAUAAUUGUUUGAACAACAA